UCCUUGUUCCCUCCCAAUUGAGCACUUGGCUCUUUCUUCCUCUGAGUCCAGAGGCUUUUUUAUUCUUGGCUGGCCACCAGCUGCUGCUGAUCUACGAGGCUUGAGGCAGAGGGAAAAAACUACAAACUUUCCAGAUGGCUUCCUUUUGCAAGCAACAAUUUGGCACAGAGAGGAUUCCUGAGCCAACAGAAGAGGAUUGCAUCAAUUUUGUGGCAAUGAAAUUUACUGACAACACACUUUACUUUAUAAGUGAAAAUGAUGACAAUCUGGAGUCGGAUUACUUCGGCAAACUUGAACCAAGAAUCUCCAUCAUACGGAAUUUGAAUGACCAAGUUCUCUUCGUUGACCAAGAGAAAAAGCCUCUGUUUGAGGAUAUGCCUGAUUCUGACUGUACAGAUAAUGGGCCCCAAACCACUUUUAUAAUACACAUAUAUAAAGACAGCUAUGCUAGAGGCAUGGCUGUAACCCUCUCUGUGAAGAAUAAGAAAAUUCUUACUCUCUCCUGUGAGAAUAAAAUUAUUUCCUUUAAGGAACUCGAGCCUCCUAAAGAUAUCUAUGAUACAAAAAGUGAGUUCAUAUUCUUCCAGAAAAGUGUCCCAGGACACAUAGAUAAGAUGCAAUUUGAGUCUUCAUUGUAUAAGGGACACUUUCUAGGUUGUACAAAGGAGAAAGACCUUUACAAACUUAUUUUGAAAGAAAAGGAUAACAAAGAGGAUAAAUCUGUACUUUUCAGUGUCCAAAUUCAACAAUAAAUAUUAUAAUUC
Ochotona princeps (American pika) is the source of this 764-nucleotide messenger RNA. It is a transcript of the gene IL18, whose product is annotated as interleukin 18. Bases 135 to 752 code for a protein of 205 amino acids. Gene Ontology annotation, biological process: immune response; inflammatory response. The transcript is spliced from 6 exons. Lineage: Eukaryota; Metazoa; Chordata; Mammalia; Lagomorpha; Ochotonidae. Gene Ontology annotation, molecular function: cytokine activity. The record is from RefSeq and is a predicted model, not a curated record.